AUGAGCGGCAGCAUCAACAUGCCUGCCGCCUCAGCUCCCUUCCGGCCGUGGGCGGACCUCGACGCCGGCAUCGUCUCCAGCAUCACCGCAUGUUGCGCGCUCAGGGAGUACGCCUCCUGCCGCAUUGUCUGCGGCGCGUGGCGCUCCGCGCUCCCGCCGCUGCUCUCACGGCUCCUCGCCGUGCUCCCCGCCGACGACACCGCGGGCCAGCCUGUGUCGCUCGUAGCCUGCUCCCACCUCGCGCGGCGCAGGGCCAGGCUCCUGCACGGCGACCAGCUACACCGGUCGAGUCCGACCGGGACGACCGGCGCGGCCGCGGGCUGCCGCUGCGUGGGUGCCUCGCGCGACGGGUGGCUCGCCCUCGUCUCAGGCGACGCCGAGGCGCCCGCGGGGCCGCUGCUGUUCAACCCAUUCACGGGCGAGGAGAUCCCGCUGGACCCGGAGCUUUACGAGCCCGCACACGAGCCGGCACCCAAGAUCGUUUUCUCGCCGAACCCCACGCCGCUCGACUUCACCGCGGUGAGCCUGUGCCGGCUCAACAGGGUCGUCGUGCAGAGGGCGUCCGACGGCUGGUCGCGCAUCGAGGACACGGACCCGCUCCUAAAUAGGGGCUAG
Miscanthus lutarioriparius is the source of this 615-nucleotide messenger RNA. The record is from the annotation of a GenBank genome assembly. Lineage: Eukaryota; Viridiplantae; Streptophyta; Magnoliopsida; Poales; Poaceae.